This is a messenger RNA of Magnolia sinica, 549 nucleotides long. RefSeq names its product vegetative cell wall protein gp1-like. Bases 1 to 549 code for a protein of 182 amino acids. The record is from RefSeq and is a predicted model, not a curated record. The transcript is spliced from 2 exons. Lineage: Eukaryota; Viridiplantae; Streptophyta; Magnoliopsida; Magnoliales; Magnoliaceae.
AUGAAAUUGAUGCAACAAGCUCCACCACUAAAACCACCUCCAAAUCCACCACCUCCUCCUCUCCCUUCACCUACUCCAAACUCACCACCUCCUCCAAAUCCACCCCCACCGCCACCACCGUCACCAUACCCACCACCUCCUCCUCCACCAAAGCCUCCACUACCACCACCACCUACACCUCCUUCAAAACCACCACCACCACCUACACCUACACCUCCUUCAAAACCACCACCACCACCUACACCUCCUCCAAAACCACCACCACCUCCCCUUCCUUCUGACCCAUUUUCUCCGCUCCCUCCAAUACCACCACUACCACCCUUUUCUCCAUCAUUACCACCAUCUCCUCCAAUUACACCAUUACUCUUUGCUCCACCACUUCCUUCACCUCCAUUUGCGCUGCCACCACAGACUCUUGUUGUUCCGGCACCAGUACCACCAAGUCCCAGCACGGACCGCCUUUUCCUCCAUCAGGCCCACCACCUCCUCCUGGCCCACCACUACCUCCUACACCUUCAUAACCACCAUAUUUACCAUUUCCUCCUCUAG